Messenger RNA from Lepus europaeus (European hare), 1940 nucleotides. It is a transcript of the gene CD59, whose product is annotated as CD59 molecule (CD59 blood group). The transcript has 4 exons. Gene Ontology annotation, biological process: negative regulation of activation of membrane attack complex. Bases 91 to 468 code for a protein of 125 amino acids. Gene Ontology annotation, molecular function: complement binding. The record is from RefSeq and is a predicted model, not a curated record. Gene Ontology annotation, cellular component: plasma membrane. Lineage: Eukaryota; Metazoa; Chordata; Mammalia; Lagomorpha; Leporidae.
GAGGCGGAGCCGGGGGCGAGGCCGCGGACCCUCGAGGCUGCGCGGAGGGUUGACGCGGACUCCUGGCGCCGUCAGAGGCUGUGGACAUUCAUGAUGACAAGCAGAGGGGUGCGCGUCCUGCUCAGGUUCCUGUUCCUCCUGGCUGUCUUCUACAAUUCAGAUUCCAGUCUGAUGUGUUACGACUGUCUCAUCCCAACUCCCAUCUGUUCUAUGGUCGCCAACUGUACACCUAACCACGAUGCGUGUCUCACUGCCGUAAGCGGGCCGCGAGUGUACCGCAGGUGUUGGCGGUUUGAAGAUUGCAAUUUUGAGUUCAUUUCCAACCGAUUAGACGAGAACUCGUUAAAGUACAACUGCUGCCGCAAGGACCUGUGUAACGGCCCCGAGGACGACGGGACGGCCUUAACCGGGAGGACGGUGCUGCUGGCGGCCCCGCUUCUGGCAGCCGCCAGGAACCUCUGUCUCUGACCGACACCAGGAGGGCCUCCUCUGGACUCCCCCGCUGUAGAGCCCCCCGUCCUUGCUGCUGUACGCCAGAAGCUUUAACUUCCCCGCCUGGCGCCCGCUGGGCAAGAAUAAAAUGAACUCGAGCACCUUAGAGAAAAGAGAGGGAGCCCGAGAGGGCCCGGGGAGUGUUCCUGGGUGCAGGCCGCGUGGGGGAGGCAGCGGAAGAGCAAAGCGGAUGCUGCUUGGGCUGGGUUGUGUGCUUCUGCUGCGCGCUGUGGAAGCCUGGUCUUGUGGCAACAGCUUGAGUGGGUUCUCUGCAGCCCUCAGGGGUUUCCCCUCUGGUGCCCUGGAUGAGGUUAGAUGCGUGACCAGGACUUUUCGUGGGGCAGGCCAGGAGGAUUCUUUUCUGUUUCAUUAUUUUUUUAAAAAUAAAGAUUGUGUUAUUUAUUUGAGAGGCAGAGUUACAGAGAGAGAGAGAGAGAGAGAGGAGGGAGAGAGGGAGAGAGAGGGGGAGAGAGAGAGGCCUUCCAUCUGCUGGUUCAUUUCCCAAAUGGCCACAAUGGCUGGAGCUGAGCCGAUCUGAAGCCAGGAGCUAGGAACUUCUUCCAGGUCUCCCAUGUGGGUGCCACCUUCUACUGCUUUCCCAGGCCAUAGCAGAGAGCUGUAUCGGAAGAGGAGGUGCUGGGACACAAACCGAGCCCAUUUGGGAUGCCGGUGAACCCACUACGCCACAGCGCCAGCCCCUGCAAUGAGGUUCUUAAUGCGGGGUAAUUGGAAUGACCGUUCUCAACCAGGAGACAUCUGGCAGGGAGCGGGUAGGCUGUCCGGAUGGCAGUGUGUGGAAACCCAAGGUUGUCUUUAGAGAUGUGCCAGUGACUGAAAUUUGAGUUUUCCUUUAUCUCUACAUUUUGAGUGGACUUCGCUGUCUUUCACUAGAAAAACAUAGAGCAUGUAAUGAAUGGUGUGUUAAAUCUGUUUCCCCCUCCUUUUUAAAUUGGAACAGUGGGCUAUCUUGGCUUUGCACGCACACUGUUAAGGAGUGAGCAGUCUACUGUGGGCAUACUUGUGUUUUAAAUGUCCCUGGUAGGAAGACCUCUCCGUGUGUGUAUGUGGAAUGAGUGCAGUGGGAACAGCCUUUGGGGCUGCAAUUUGAGACUUCCUAUUAAUAGCAACAAAUCUGCGGGCACGUGUUUUACCGGCCUCCCUUCAGCCCAGUGACUGCUGGCUGGCUCAGCACGGAUUGUCAGCAUGCUUUAGCACACGCUGAAGCUGUCAGGAAGGUGUAGGUGCCUGCCUAUGGGUGCUGUAAAUCAAAGUCAUUAUCGCGCUCCAGGAAAUAUUGAUGAUCUUUGUACUCCUAGGAUCUUGGCCGCAUCUAACAACACAGCUUCAUCUUUGCAGAUAAAGGAAUUUCUUGAUUAGCUUUUUCAAAUGUAUUCUUUGAAGAUACCUGAAUGCAAAUAAAUGACACCUUUCUGAAAAUAAAGUGAAUC